AUGACUGAUGUUCUUGUUGAUCAAGGCUCAGCCGAGAAAUACAAUAUCUUUAUUGUAUUCCACUUUGCUGACCCUCGGCCUACCCAGCCCUCGAGGGGUCAUCAGAGGGGCGGCCUACCCAGCCCUCGAGGGGUCAUCAGAGGGGCGGCCUACCCAGCCCUCGAGGGGUCAUCAGAGGGGCGGCCUACCCAGCCCUCGAGGGGUCAUCAGAGGGGCGGCCUACCCAGCCCUCGGGGGGUCAUCAGAGGGGCGGCCUACCCAGCCCUCGGGGGGUCAUCAGAGGGGCGGCCUACCCACCCCUCGGGGGGUCAUCAGGGGGCGGCCUACCCAGCCCUCGAGGGGUCAUCAGAGGGGCGGCCUACCCAGCCCUCGAGGGGUCAUCAGAGGGGCGGCCUACCCAGCCCUCGGGGGGUCAUCAGAGGGGCGGCCUACCCAGCCCUCGAGGGGUCAUCAGAGGGGCGGCCUACCCAGCCCUCGGGGGGUCAUCAGAGGGGCGGCCUACCCAGCCCUCGAGGGGGUCAUCAGAGGGGCGGCCUACCCAGCCCUCGGGGGGUCAUCAGAGGGGCGGCCUACCCAGCCCUCGAGGGGUCAUCAGAGGGGCGGCCUACCCCAUCCCUCGAGGGGGUCAUCAGAGGGGCGGCCUACCCAGCCCUCGAGGGGGUCAUCAGAGGGGCGGCCUACCCAGCCCUCGAGGGGGUCAUCAGAGGGGCGGCCUACCCAGCCCUCGAGGGGGUCAUCAGAGGGGCGGCCUACCCAGCCCUCGAGGGGUCAUCAGAGGGGCGGCCUACCCCAGCCCUCGAGGGGGUCAUCAGAGGGGCGGCCUACCCAGCCCUCGAGGGGGUCAUCAGAGGGGCGGCCUACCCAGCCCUCGAGGGGUCAUCAGAGGGGCGGCCUACCCAGCCCUCGAGGGGUCAUCAGAGGGGCGGCCUACCCCAGCCCUCGAGGGGGUCAUCAGAGGGGCGGCCUACCCAGCCCUCGAGGGGUCAUCAGAGGGGCGGCCUACCCAGCCCUCGAGGGGUCAUCAGAGGGGCGGCCUACCCAGCCCUCGAGGGGUCAUCGGAGGGGCGGCCUACCCAGCCCUCGAGGGGUCAUCAGAGGGGCGGCCUACCCCAGCCCUCGAGGGGUCAUCAGAGGGACGGCCUACCUAGCCCUCGAGGGGUCAUCAGAGGGGCGGCCUACCCAGCCCUCGAGGGGUCAUCAGAGGGGCGGCCUACCCAGCCCUCGAGGGGUCAUCAGAGGGGCGGCCUACCCAGCCCUCGAGGGGUCAUCGGAGGGGCGACCUACCCAGCCCUCGAGGGGUCAUCAGAGGCAGCUGCACUAGAAAUAAAGUCACUGCUUGCUGGGACAUCAAGUGCAUUACUUCAAAGCACUUUGCAAUCUACAAGUUUUUGUGUGCCAGGUGAGAAAGAGGGGCACUUGCAGAGGGUGGUGUGUCAACCUCCGCUCCACACCCUGGCUAUUAAAUCACUUGCUGGCUUUCAUCUCAUGGCGACACUAGUCAAAACACAUCAACAGGCUGCUGAAUUAAUGAGUGUCGGGUACACAUCGGUCAUCUAUAUGCCAUAA
Procambarus clarkii (red swamp crayfish) is the source of this 1566-nucleotide messenger RNA. NCBI's taxonomy places the organism in Eukaryota, Metazoa, Arthropoda, Malacostraca, Decapoda, Cambaridae. The record is from RefSeq and is a predicted model, not a curated record.